Molecule: messenger RNA, 3877 nt
Organism: Scleropages formosus (Asian bonytongue)
Lineage: Eukaryota; Metazoa; Chordata; Actinopteri; Osteoglossiformes; Osteoglossidae
Product: protein NLRC3-like
Molecular function (GO): protein binding
Source: RefSeq, a predicted model, not a curated record
UCUUUACUUACUGCAAACUGUCCCGACAAAGAAAGAAAUUGAGUAUAUGAUUAAAUCUAUUGUAAAUUCUUCACUGAGCUAUAAGGAUAUAUAUGUUGCUGUAUUACUAUGUAUUCUGGGCAUUUUUCUUGUUGGACUUUGUAACAAGAUGCGAGGAUUGAAGACCCUUGAGUCACCUGAUCAGUUCCUGCCCAAAGAAAGAAACUAAAAGUUGCGAAAUGGAAAACCCCCCAUCGGAAAUGAGUCCUUCCGGGGACUGUAAGGAGGGGGUUUCCAUCUCAGAAAAGAGUUUUAAAAGUGCUCAGCAGCAGAGGUCAGUCUCACCUGUACCCAGCUGUGUAUCCAUGAAGAGUGACUGGUCAAUAGACAGACCAAUCAGUUUUAAAGAUGGACAGAUUUCUGAGGGUCAAAGUGUCCAUGAGGAGAGAUCAGUCUCACCUGUACCCAGCUGUAUAUCCAUGAGGAGUGUCAUGUCAAUGAGUAGACCAGUUCAAUUCAGGGAGCAAGAACCUCCUACAAGUCAAAGUGUCCAGCAGGUUAGAACAGCGUCACCUGUACCCAGCCGUGUAUCCAUGAAGAACGACAGGUCAAUACCUGAACCAAUUAAUUUUGAAGGGGGAGAAUUUCCUAAAGGUCAAAGUGUCCAAGAAGAGAGAUCAGGCUCACCUGUACCCAGCUACAUAUCCAUGAGAAGUGUCCCAUCAAUGAGAACUCCACUUAAUUUUAGGGAGCAAGAACCUCCUACAAGUCAAAGUGUCCAGCAGGAUAGAGAGGUAUCACCUGUUUCCAGUUGUACUUCCACAAAGAGUGAAAUGUCAGUUAUCUGUAAUGAAGGAGAACUCAUGAUAACAUGUCAGCAAGAAAUGAAAUCCCACCUGAAAAAUAAGUUUCAGUGUGUAUUUGAAGGACAAGCUAAGCAAGGAAACCCAACCCUUCUAAAGGAUAUUUACACAGAGCUCUACAUAACUGAAGGUGGUACUGGUGGGAUCAGUGAGGAACAUGAAGUGAUACACAUCGAGAGAGCAUUCAAAAAAACAGAUGUACAAGAAACUACAAUCAAAUGCAGGGAUAUUUUUAUACCCUUACCCGGAAAAGUUACAGACAUAAGAACUGUGCUGACACUAGGGAUUGCAGGCAUUGGGAAAACAGUGACUGUGCAAAAAUUUAUUCUUGACUGGGUAGAAGGAAAAGCAAAUCAAGAUAUUAAUUUUAUAUUUCCUCUUCCUUUCCGGGACCUGAAUUUGAUAAAGGAUAAAGAAUUCAGUUUGACACAACUGGUCCAUUACUUUCUGCCAGAACUCAAAGAGUUUGGACUCACUCAGCUUUUGAAUUCCAAAGUCUUGUUUGUCUUAGAUGGUCUGGAUGAGUGUAACCUUCCCCUAGAUUUUAAAAAUAAGAUCUCAUCUCAUGUAACAGAGACAACCUCACUGGAUGUGUUGUUGACCAACCUCAUUAUGGGGAACCUGUUUCCUUCUGCCCUUAUCUGGAUAACUUCCCGUCCAGCAGCCGCCAGUCAGAUCACUCCUGAGUGUGUUGAUCGGGUGACAGAAAUACAAGGGUUCAAUGACCAUCAGAAGGAGGAAUACUUCAGGAAGAAAAUCAGUAAUGAGGACCUGGCCAAGAGGAUCAUCACACAUGUGAAGUCAUCAAGGAGCCUCUACAUCAUGUGUCACAUUCCAGUCUUCUGUUGGAUUUCAGCCACUGUUCUUGAGAGGCUCUUUAUUGAGGAACACAGUGGAGAAAUUCCCAAGACUCUCACUGAGAUGUACACACACUUCCUGAUCUUUCAGAUCAGUUUGAAGAAUGAGAAGUAUCUGAAAAAACAAAUGACAGAGCCUCUGAAAUCUUUAGAAUUAGAUAAAGAAUUUGUUCUGAAACUGGGGAAGUUGGCUUUCAACAACCUUGAUAAAGGAAAUCUCAUAUUUUAUGAGGAAGACCUGAAAGAGUUUGGCAUUGAUGUCACUGAAGCUUCAGUGUAUUCUGGAGUGUGUACAGAAGUGUUUAGAGAGGAGAUCGGGUUGUAUGAGGGGAAAGUUUACUGCUUUGUACAUCUGAGUCUUCAGGAGUAUCUUGCUGCUUUCUAUGAGUUUCUGUCAAAUAGUGAUUCCAACCUGCUGGAGAAUACAGUGGAUCAGGCCUUAGAAAGUAAGAAUGGACACUUGGACCUCUAUCUCCGCUUCCUACUUGGUCUUUCAAUGGAACAAAGCAAACAGCUUUUGAAAGAACUACUGAUACACAGAAACUCCUGUAACAUUGCAGACAUAGUACAUUAUAUUCAUUGGAAGAUCAAAACAGAUCUUUCUCCAGAGAAAACCAUUUAUCUCUUCCACUGUCUGAAUGAACUGAAUGACAAUUCUUUGGUGAAAGAAGUGCAAGAUUACCUGAACUCAAGACGUCUUUCAGAAAAGAACAUGAAGCCCACAGACUGGUCAGCUCUUGCCUUUGUGUUGAUGUCAGCAGAAGAAUUGGAUGUUUUGGACCUGAGAAACUGCGUCUUACAUAAUGAAGGCCUUCAAAGAAUGCUACCAGUGAUCCAGGUCUCCAGAAUUGCUCUACUCUCUGGCUGCAGAAUCACAGAGGGAGGCUGUACUUCUCUGGCUUCAGCUCUGCGUUCGAACCCCGGUUCACACCUGAGAGAGCUGGAUCUGAGCUACAAUCACCCAGGGGAGUCAGGAGUGAAGCUGCUCUCUGAUCUACUGCAGGAUCCCACUUGCAAACUGGAGACACUGAGGCUGAAGAUGUGUGGACUCUCGGAGAAAUGCUGUAAAGCUCUGGCCUCAGUUCUUACAUCAAACUCCUCACACCUGAAAGAGCUGGAUUUGAAUAACAAUGACCUGCAGGAUUCAGGAGUAGAACUGCUCUCUAUUGGACUGGGGAACGAACACUGUAAACUGGACACACUGAGACUGUCUGGCUGUUGUGUCACAGAGGGAGGCUAUACUUCUCUGGCUUCAGCUCUGCGUUCGAACCCCUGUUCACACCUGAUAGAGCUGGAUCUGAGCUACAAUCACCCAGGGGGCUCAGGAGUGAAGCUGCUCUCUGAUCUACUGCAGGAUCCCACUUGCAAACUGGAGAUACUACAUGUGGACCAUGGCGCAUGGUGCAGGAUCAGACCAGGGCUCCUCAAAUACUCCUGUCAGCUUACACUGGACCCCCACACAGCAAAGAGACACCUGGAUCUGUCUGAGGACAAGAAGAAGGUGACAUGGAGGAGAGACAAUACACAAUUAAAUCCUGGUAAUCCAGACAGAUCUGACUACUGGGAACACAUUCUGUGUGCAGAGAGUCUGUCUGGUCGCUGUUACUGGGAGGUGCAGUGGAGUGGGAAAGGGAUUGAAAUAGGAGUGACUUAUAAAGGAAUCAAGAGGAAAGGAGACAGUGUUGACUGUGGGCUUGGAUAUGAUGAAAAGUCCUGGUGUCUGUACUGCUUUGGUGAGAGUCACUAUAUCAGGCACAAUAACAAGUGCACCACUAUAUCUGUACACCCCUCCCACACAGUAGGAGUGUAUCUGGACUGGGAGGCUGGAGCUCUGUCCUUCUACAGAGUCUUCUCUGGUGAACUGACCCUCCUGUACAGGCUCACCUCCACAUUCAAUGAACCCCUGUAUCCUGCUUUUGGACUUUGGUGGGACUCAUCAGUGUCCUUUUGUGUGAUGGGAUAGAAACACACACACACACACACACUUUCUGUCUUAACAUCAAGAUGUAAAAUUCUGUCAGUCUGUAAGACGAUGUCAGUAAAAUUUGUUGGGAAACUAUAAAAACUGAAUGUCAUGGUUGGUUAUCAUGUUAACUCCAGUACUAAAACCUGUUUUUGUGUACCAUUUUUUGAUUAUGCCUAUUUCUGUUUUUUUCUUUUUUAGUAUUGUAACAACCC